Messenger RNA from Ailuropoda melanoleuca (giant panda), 5258 nucleotides. RefSeq names its product dual specificity phosphatase 4 (gene DUSP4). Lineage: Eukaryota; Metazoa; Chordata; Mammalia; Carnivora; Ursidae. The record is from RefSeq and is a predicted model, not a curated record. The transcript is spliced from 4 exons. Gene Ontology annotation, cellular component: cytoplasm; nucleus. Bases 417 to 1592 code for a protein of 391 amino acids. Gene Ontology annotation, molecular function: MAP kinase tyrosine/serine/threonine phosphatase activity. Gene Ontology annotation, biological process: endoderm formation; negative regulation of MAPK cascade; protein dephosphorylation.
CAUCUAUAAGCCAAAGAGGAAACUCUGGCUGGGGCAGUGCGCGGAGCUCCGGCAGUUCGUGGGGAGCGGCGGCCGGAACGGCAGCGCCGGUGGCGGCUACGGCGGGAGCAGCACAACAGGCAAAAUACAAUAGAGGCAACAACAGGAGGGAGCCCGUGGUCCUCUCCCGUAAACAUACUCCCCUCCGCCGCCGCCUCCCCCUCGGCACCGCGCGCGGUGCUGCCUGGUGCCCGAGGCGGCUCGGACUGCUAUGUAACCGCGAGACUGCGGGAGGAAGGGGACUGGGGAGUAGAGGUCCGCCUGUGGGAGGCCGUGGGGGCCAAGUUUGCGGCCACUUCUGCACUCGUUUCCCUUAGCCCCCGCCUGCCCCCUCCUGCAGCCCAGCUGUCCUUCGCCUCCUCGCGUGCCCAGCGACCAUGGUGACGGUGGAGGAGCUGCGGGAGAUGGACUGCAGCGUGCUCAAAAGGCUGAUGAACCGGGAAGAGAACAGCGGCGGCGCGGGCGGCAGCCACGGCGCCGUGGGGCUGCUGAGCGGCGGCAAGUGCCUGCUGCUGGACUGCAGACCGUUCCUGGCGCACAGCGCGGGCUACAUCCGAGGCUCGGUCAACGUGCGCUGCAACACCAUCGUGCGGCGGCGGGCCAAGGGCUCUGUGAGCCUGGAGCAGAUCCUGCCCGCUGAGGAGGUGCGCGCCCGCCUGCGCUCCGGCCUCUACUCCGCGGUCAUCGUCUACGACGAGCGCAGUCCGCGCGCUGAGAGCCUCCGCGAAGACAGCACCGUGUCGCUGGUAGUGCAGGCGCUGCGCCGCAACGCCGAGCGCACCGACAUCUGCCUGCUCAAAGGUGGCUAUGAGAGGUUUUCCUCCGAGUACCCAGAAUUCUGUUCCAAAACCAAGGCCCUGGCAGCCCUCCCACCUGCUCUGCCCCCCAGCACUGCGGAAUCUCUGGACGUAGGCUGCAGCUCCUGUGGAACCCCACUGCACGACCAGGGGGGUCCCGUGGAGAUCCUUCCCUUCCUCUACCUUGGCAGUGCUUACCACGCCGCCCGGAGGGACAUGCUGGACACCCUGGGGAUCACGGCCCUGCUGAACGUCUCCUCUGACUGCCCAAACCACUUUGAAGGACACUAUCAGUACAAGUGCAUCCCGGUGGAAGACAACCACAAGGCGGACAUCAGCUCCUGGUUCAUGGAGGCCAUCGAGUACAUCGAUGCGGUGAAGGACUGCCGCGGCCGGGUGCUGGUGCACUGCCAGGCGGGCAUCUCGCGCUCGGCCACCAUCUGCCUGGCCUACCUGAUGAUGAAGAAGCGGGUGAGGCUGGAGGAGGCCUUCGAGUUCGUCAAGCAGCGGCGGAGCAUCAUCUCGCCCAACUUCAGCUUCAUGGGGCAGCUGCUGCAGUUCGAGUCGCAGGUGCUGGCCACGUCCUGUGCCGCCGAGGCCGCCAGCCCCUCCGGGCCGCUGCGGGAGCGCGGCAAGGCCACGCCCACCCCCACGUCGCAGUUUGUCUUCAGCUUCCCGGUGUCGGUGGGCGUGCACGCGGCCCCCAGCAGCCUGCCCUACCUGCACAGCCCCAUCACCACCUCCCCGAGCUGCUAGGGCCGCGGGGAGCCCCGCCCCGGACCCUGCCGCCGCCGCAGGCUCCCUGCGGGGUGGGGCUCGCGGGGACUGAGGGCGCGGGAGCCGGCGACCGGGCUCCCCCCACCCCUCCUCCGGGCCGGCUGGAAUGGCAAUAAGGACUGCGAACACACCUUAGGCGCAAACAGAACACUCCAACCUAGAGCAAUAACGGCUGCCUCCGCGGGCAGGGAAGACUUCGGUUUGGUUGUGUGUCCGUGUUACUUUUCAGAUAGGAAUUUCUUACCUCAUUUUUUUAAGCAGUAAGGCUUGGAGUUAUGAAACCCACAGAUCCUGGCAAAUGUGCCCGCCCAGUUUUAUUAAGGGGGGCGCGGGGGGAAGGGACAAAAAGAAAACAAGUUUGCCGGAAGUGCCUGGUUCUGUGUGCUUCCUUCUUUUCUUUUGUUCUUGUAACAGGUUUUGGUUUUGUUUUUUUAAGAAAUCUUCCAGGAUGUGGUUUUCCUUUCGAAAUCACCGACAGGUGGAUAAUGAUGCUUAAUAAUAAAUAAAGGUAUUUAUUAAGAAUUUCCUCAGCGUAUGCAAGUGCAAGGAGCCCAGUGAGGGUGCAUUUAGGACACAUGUAUGUCCGCGCCCCGCCGCGGAGCCUGAGGGCCUGCAAAGGUCCAGGCCGCUAGGAGCUGCGCGGUAUCUCCCAGGUACGGACCGGGUAGCAUGAGGGUCAGCUCGCACUGGUUGCGACCAAGAAGUAAGCAGGCUGGGGGGGCAGGAGGAGGAAAGGAAGGACUACUUUCUGAUUCCUUUUGAAGCUGGUUCCUGGGCACAGGGAACGCGAAAGCGGCUCUAGGUCCCCGCGAUAGUAACCUUUUCUUAGGAUCAGUAAUUCGUUCGGCGGCGGGAUUGGCAUCUCUCCCCUGAAGUGAUUUCUCACAGAUCUGCUGGAAGACUUGUCUAUCAUCUGUGAUAAAUGCCGCAUCGUUAAAGGUGCUCCUGGAAUAUUGGGUGCCAUUGAGAUUGUCUUACGUGGGAGUCCUACAGUUGGGUGCCGUUGAGAUUGCCUUACGUGGAGCGAGGCCCUUGGGGCGAGCAGCUAACUAGAGAUGGACCUGGCGUGAAGGGAUGGGAAGCACCAUCUCUUCUCUUCUGCAUAGAUCUGCGGUUUUCAUUUUAGAGGGUUUGCCUUUUUGGAGGGCAGUAGAGCAACAAGUUCUUGGCUUCUUAAAAUUCCAGGUUUAGGUAACUCAUUUUUCCAGGCCCUUAUUUGAAUAGGAAGAGGGGAGUGAACACCAUGUUUGAGGUCUAGAAUGGAAGAGGGCAUGAGUAAAGGAGCUGGCUAGACCCUCCGCUUGGGAGCUGGCUGCUCGGCUUCUAUCCUGGGCACUGUGGGCACGCAGGUGCCAUUUUGGAAUCCUUUCUUGGGCUAAUGCCAUUUUAAGGGGCCUCUCCAAAUGGAGAUAAGGCUUUUGGAGGGAGAAGGAUGUUUUCUGUGGGUUGGGCUUGGGGGGAGGGAGGAGGGAAGCUACAUGUGACUUCAUUUGUCGUAGUGUGGAACCGUGUUGUUACGGAGUGCCAGCUCACAGGUGUUUGCAAGCUUGUCUAGAAAUGAGAGCAUGUUUGGUCUUUGGUUUUUUUUGUUUGGUCGGUUUUGGUUUUCUUUUUAGCCCCUUGUGAGUCUCGAUCUAAAUGAACGUUCUUGCUCAUCCAUAAAUAACUUCAAGCCUCAGUGUCAGAAUAGCAUUGGAAUUCUCUUUUCUCCUGGCAUCCCAGACAGGACCAGGUUCAUAACAUUUCCUUCCAUAAACAUGAACCUGCGUUGGCCUCACUCACCCUGCCUUUGUCAAGCCCUGUCUUUGGGGGAGGCCAGAGUUCCCGCUUCCCUGUUUUUUGAAAAGCCAGAGGCUCCCUCCGUCCCUGGGAGCUGCUUGGCUGAAUAGGUAGGGGUGAGGUGAGGGGUUGGGGUCCUUGGACAAUGGACUUAUUUAGAGAUGGCAUAGUUGGCUGUUCCCACUUUUUCCUUGAUUCCUGGAACUUGCUCUGUGUUUUGUGAUGAGUGAGGUCCAGUGAGUUCUGCAGCUUUGAGAGCUAUGGAUUCCAACAGCCAAUAGACCUGGGGGGUGGGGCAGCCUGUGGCAGGGGAGGGAAAGUCACCUGGAACAGACUCACUUUCUAUAGAACCAGUGUACAUUUGCCAAAACCUACGUAUCGUGCUUUCCCGGACUGGAUUCCAACCACACGGACAGUUGGAGCUUGGGACCAGCCCCAGACAUAUCUUUCCCCCUGCUUUCCAAUUCAAGUCUUCUGUCACCAUGUCAAAUUGUUAUUUAUAAAGCCAUUUUCUUUGUACUUAAUAACAGGCUGAGUCCCAGAACUCUGGGAGAUAAAAUAGGAAAUUGGCUUGAUCAGAAAAGGGGAUUUUUUUUUUUUGGUCAUAAUUCUGCCAUCAAGAAGCCUCUUUGAUGACUCGAAAUAACUCUAUAAUGAAGACACCACCACAGGGUCAGCUCAAAUGGCCAGGUGGAUUUCAAUUGGCAUCUCUCCCAUGAAGUGAUUUCUGGUGAUGCAAAAUUUCUGUAAUGGCCAGAAAACCUUGCCACUUUCACUGAUCUGUCAACAGUGCUGUUGGCUACCUUGGAUCUCUAGCGACCAAGGGAUGCGGUCGGCUCCCUCCUGGAAUCUUGUGUUGACCCAAGGUUGUUUAUGGAGCACUAAGGGUAACGGACUUGACUUUCCCAUGGAGAAGUAUUAGGCUGAAGCCGUUUUGCUCAGGUGCUCAAUCCAGCUGGAUUCCAGAGUUUUCGACAAGGUUGGGAAGCCAUGAGAAAAUUUUUACAAAUCUGCAGGAAAGUGGACAGAAAGGAGGUAGGAUGGUCGAUUCGGGUGGGAGUUGGCCACCGAGCCCGGAGUAUUAAAGCAGUGGUUCACCUUGGCUGUCCAUUGACAUCAACUAGGGAGUUUUGAAAACCUUGCUACCAGGCUAUCCCAGAGCAAUUAAACCAGGAUUUCUGGAGCUGGAACCCAGGCGUCUGUAUGUUUCAAAGCUCCCCAGGUGCUUUCCACAUGCGGCCAAGGUGGGGGAAACCGCCUUGCUUUCUGGAGGGCAAGGUGCUGUUGGAGGCGGGUCUUAAUGACACAGAACUAGCUGGUCUCUCAGAAACCACAGCCAGGGGUUUGUCACUGUCUCGGCAGGUUCCUGCUGCCAGUUCCAGCCCUGCGGAGGGACAAGAUGGGUUCUCUCAGGAGCUCAAGGAGCAUGCGACCUCCUGAACGGGGCACCUUUCAUGCUCCUUGAAGGGCAGCUGAUCUGUGGAACAUUGUUAGGCACCUGAAUACAGUGUCUGGAUGUUGGGGUUUUUGCUUAAAUGUUCCUUGUCUAGCAAGAAAGAUAUGGGGAGUUUCACCUCUUAAAAGUACCCCCGUCCCCCAGGAGCACCCUGCCCGUCCUUAGAGCUUAUGAGUCAUAUGAGGAAGAGGCUUCUUCAAGACAGAGCAAUGCAAUACUUGUAACUUUUGUAAAUAGUCGCAUCUUUCAGAGUGAUGUCAUUUCUACGUUUGAUAUGCUCGUAUUUCUGUAGGAUGUAUAUAGUUUAGGGGAUUUUUUGGUUUGGUUUUGUUUUUUAGAGGAAUCGACAUGUCUUUUUAUUUAUUGCUUGAAAAAGAUCAUUUGAAGAAAAAUAAAUACGUUUUCAACCA